GUUAACGCGAAACGCUUGUCUUUUUGUAAUUAUACUGCAUUAUACUGUAUUAUAGACGUUAUAUAGCCGACAACCUUGUCAAUUCUUCAUCUCUCAAGGGCCUUCUAGGAGUCGUCAUCUCCGACCUCACACAAACACCACCCCCCGAGAAUACAAUGUCCACCCAAGAUUCAACCUCCAUCCCCCUCUCAACCGCCCACGUCCACGCUCCCUACAAGCUGCUCGAGCUACCCCCGGCUCUCCUCGCCCUGCUCGAGUCCGACUCCCCGCCAACCCUGCACCUCACUCCCGGCACCGGCACUCCACAUGCCCUCCUCUCCGCCCCAACAGGGACCUACCGACUACAACAGAAGAAUAGUUCGAAUCCGCUGAUGCUGCUACGGCCAUCUUUCUCGACAGAGGCGGGCAGCGAGGGUGCUGAUGGUGCUGAUAGCGAGGUAGGAUGUGCCUCAGUAUGUGUGGUGGCCAGGAUAGAGGAUACCCUCGAACUCCUCCCAUACGACGCGGCUGCGGAAGCUGCGGCACCAGUGAAGGCGAAAGCUGGGAAGUGGCAUGAGAAGUUUGCGGCAUCGAGAGCGAAGAAGUGAAAGAUGAUACUCACUAUGGAUGUUCAUAUUGGUUAUCUGGCUCGUACGCUGGGUAGGGACCUGCCCGCUGCAGGCGGCUGAAGAGGCUCUGGGACUGGCUCUGGGUCGUUGGGCUCAGUUCCUGUGAUGGCAUGGGAAGGCUGGAUGGCAGAGAGAGGGAUACAAGACGUGGGUUUGUCCUGCGCCGCGAUGGGGGGAGGAAUUGUCGGCUGGUUAUGUCUACGGAGUACCAAGAAACUACGGUCCACGCGCCAUCAACGGACAAAGCCAGAGGGCAUCUCAGAUCAGAUCUGUAUUUACAAGAAGGAAUACCAAUCAAGGCAACUUCAAUGUCAAUUAACACACCGUUCAAGUCCCCAACAAUGUACGCGAUCUAAACGUGAAAGCUCAUAGUCAGAAAACCGCCCACCAAGCCCAAUGCGCACUCUAAAACCACUCUUGCCGCCAAAGCAAAG
Messenger RNA from Pseudogymnoascus verrucosus, 1042 nucleotides. RefSeq lists its product as uncharacterized. Gene Ontology annotation, biological process: mitotic sister chromatid cohesion. Bases 156 to 587 code for a protein of 143 amino acids. The record is from RefSeq and is a predicted model, not a curated record. The transcript has a single exon. Gene Ontology annotation, cellular component: Ctf18 RFC-like complex. NCBI's taxonomy places the organism in Eukaryota, Fungi, Ascomycota, Leotiomycetes, Thelebolales, Thelebolaceae.